Hemiscyllium ocellatum (epaulette shark) is the source of this 573-nucleotide messenger RNA. Its product is annotated as palmitoyltransferase ZDHHC19-like. The record is from RefSeq and is a predicted model, not a curated record. NCBI's taxonomy places the organism in Eukaryota, Metazoa, Chordata, Chondrichthyes, Orectolobiformes, Hemiscylliidae. Gene Ontology annotation, molecular function: protein-cysteine S-palmitoyltransferase activity. The transcript is spliced from 4 exons. The coding region runs from base 1 to 573 and encodes 190 amino acids. Gene Ontology annotation, cellular component: Golgi apparatus; endoplasmic reticulum. Gene Ontology annotation, biological process: protein targeting to membrane; peptidyl-L-cysteine S-palmitoylation.
AUGACCUUUGCAAAACUAAGCUCCUUCUUUGCUGUCUGCGUGAGCACGGAAUUCAAUGCCGAUCUCAGCACUGUCAUCCUCUGUAGCUUGACCAACGAGGGCCUGUCAAAUUGUGCUUUCUUGGCUGUUAAAGUUUCCUUGGUCUUCCCAAUUACUACUGGAAUAUUGUUCAUACUGUGCUUUACAAGUUUCGUUAUCACCAGCUUCAUGGAUCCUGGAAUUCUACAACAAGGCUCACAUAUAUCAAUGCAUGAAAGUCUUGACCCUAAAGUUGUGAAAGUCAAUGGCAAGAUAUUUUGUUUGAAAUGGUGCAGAGUGUGUCAAUUCUAUCGCCCACCCCGCUGUUCACACUGCAGACUCUGCAACGUCUGUAUAGAGGAUUUCGAUCACCAUUGCAAAUGGGUGAAUAACUGUAUUGGGAGAAGGAAUUAUCGCUUUUUUUUCCUCUUUGUCUUCUUUCUUGUCCUUUACAUGCUGACUAUUUUGGGAUCCUGCAUCACGUACCUUAUUCUCAACCACCACGAGCCAAUGACAACAGAGAAGGGCACCACGUAUCCUUGCAUUGUGACUUAG